This is a messenger RNA of Cladophialophora immunda, 2097 nucleotides long. RefSeq lists its product as uncharacterized. Bases 135 to 1979 code for a protein of 614 amino acids. Gene Ontology annotation, molecular function: hydroxymethylglutaryl-CoA lyase activity. Gene Ontology annotation, biological process: ketone body biosynthetic process; L-leucine catabolic process. The transcript has a single exon. The record is from RefSeq and is a predicted model, not a curated record. NCBI's taxonomy places the organism in Eukaryota, Fungi, Ascomycota, Eurotiomycetes, Chaetothyriales, Herpotrichiellaceae.
GGGCAGUCUCAGUAUCUUCUGCUUAUUAUUGUUGUUCUAGCGUCUCGACAUGGGGGUUCGCCCGUGCGCCUACUAGUUCGUUCAGUGGAAAUACAUUCGCAACAAGCACCAGCACCAGCGCUGGCAGCAGCAACAUGGCUCGAGGCAUGGCCAGCAUUCCCAGAAGGGACGUCCGCAUCGUCGAGGUGGGCCCCCGCGACGGGCUCCAGAACGUCAAGACGGCGAUCCCGACGUCGACGAAGCUGGAGCUCAUCGCCCGUCUGCGCGCCACGGGCUUAGACACCAUCGAGAUCACCUCCGUUGUCUCGCCGCGCGCGAUCCCACAGCUGGCCGACUGUCGACAGGUGCUCGCCGACCAAACCAUCAAGGCUCUCCUGCCCAAUGACAGCCUUCGACUUCCGGUGCUCAUCCCCAACCUGAAGGGCCUGCAGAUCGCGAUGGAGAACUCGGUGCGGGAGGUGGCGGUGUUUGUGAGCGCCAGCGAGGGGUUCAGCAGAGCCAACAUCAACGCGACUGUGGACGAGGGGCUGGCGAGGGCGAGACAGGUGGCGGAGAACGCGACUGCCGCGGGUCUCGCCGUCAGGGGAUAUAUCUCGUGCAUCUUUGCUGACCCAUUUGACGGGCCUACCCCGCCGGCCGCUGUCCUCAAAGCGGUGCGCGAACUGCUGGAUAUGGGCUGCUACGAAGUCAGUCUGGGCGACACACUGGGCAUUGGCACAGCGGCCGACGUCAAGAGCUUGCUCAUGUACCUUGAGAACAAUGGGAUUUCGCCCUCACGGCUUGCUGGCCAUUUCCACGAUACAUAUGGCCAGGCAGUCAGCAACGUCUGGCAGGCUUACCAGUGUGGUCUCCGUGUCUUCGAUAGCAGUGUCGGUGGAUUGGGCGGGUGCCCGUUUGCGCCUGGAGCGAAGGGGAAUGCUGCCACGGAAGACUUGGUGUUUUUGUUCCAGCAGGCUGGGGUUGAGACCGGCGUUGACCUCUCCAAGCUGGUGGAGGUUGGGAGUUGGAUCUCUAAUCAACUCAAGAAACCGAACGAGAGCCGCGCCGGGGUUGCUCUACUGGCUAAACGAGCCCUCCUGCAGUCCAAGGAUAUGACACAGCAAAAGAGUCGGAUUGGCCGUGAAUCCGCUUGGGUGUUGGUCAGCGAGACGGAGAGCAUCAGACUAUACCGAUCUGGAGUCAACCUCAAGGUGGUUCUCAAUCAGCCAAAGAAGGGCAACGCUUUGACCAUCGCAAUGAUCGCCGAUCUCACAGAUGUGUUCCGUCGCGCACGAGACGACCGCUCGGUUUCUCGAAUAGUCCUAACGGCGGAGGGGAAAUACUUCUGUGCCGGCAUGGAUCUCGGGAAGGGGACGUCGCCGGUUGCACAAUCGAGCGAGGUUAGCGACGCACAAUACGAGCGGCUCACGCAGCUUUUUGAUGCCAUUGACAAGGCACCCCAGGUGACGAUAGCCGGCAUCAAUGGAUCAGCGUUUGGCGGCGGUGUGGGACUGGCCUUUGCCUGCGACGUCAGGAUCGCCGCAAAAUCUGCCACGUUUACUCUGAGCGAAGCCAAACUAGGCUUGUGUCCAGCAACAAUCUCGACGUACGUGAUCAGAGAAUGCGGAUUCGCUUUCACCCGAGAGGCCAUGCUCUCUGCCCGUCCGAUCUCGAUGGACGAGCUGCGCUCCCUCGGCUUGAUCGCGAAGGUUGUGGACGAGCCUGAACAGCUCCCAGCAGACCUGGAUCAGUACCUUGCUCGCCUGAAGGUGGCUGGGCCGGAAGCAUCUACCAUGUGUAAAGAAUUGAUCAGAUUGGGCUGGGUCCAUGGCGGAAGUGAGCAGCAGGCAAAGGGCAUCAAGCAACUGUUCGACAAGAUGAUGCGGCCUGAUGGUGAAGCAGCCAUUGGACUGAAAGCGUUCCAAGCCACGAAGAAGGCACUGGACUGGGACGAGAUCACCAUGGCGCGGACGGCAGCUGCUGCGAAGCCUAAGUUGUAGACCAGGCGUUGCAGGUGUCGUCGUAGCAUUGAAUGAACAUCUAUCUAUGAAGGCGAAGUAAGUAGGGGGGUUUGAUAGUGGUGUAUGAUCCGCAGUAUCAAUACGGUGGAUCAUUUGA